Archocentrus centrarchus (flier cichlid) is the source of this 1366-nucleotide messenger RNA. It is a transcript of the gene dhdh.2, whose product is annotated as dihydrodiol dehydrogenase, tandem duplicate 2. Bases 36 to 1043 code for a protein of 335 amino acids. Gene Ontology annotation, molecular function: nucleotide binding. Lineage: Eukaryota; Metazoa; Chordata; Actinopteri; Cichliformes; Cichlidae. The record is from RefSeq and is a predicted model, not a curated record. The transcript is spliced from 7 exons.
UGACCGUAAUCUCUCAAUCCGCCGUGUACAACAAUAUGGCAACCAGAUGGGGAAUCUGCAGCGCGGGGAAGAUCAGUCAUGACUUCACUGUGGCCCUGAAAACUCUUCCACCUGAAGACCAUCAGGUAGUGGCUGUGGCAGCACGCAAGUUGGAGGAUGCGCAGGAGUUUGCCAAAAAGCACAGCAUCUCCAAAGCUUAUGGCAGCUAUGAGGAGCUGGCCAGAGAUCCUGACGUAGAUGUGGUGUACAUUGGAGUAAUCCACCCUUACCAUCUGAGCACUUGUCUGCUCUUCACAAAUGCCAAGAAGAAUGUGCUGUGUGAGAAGCCACUGGCUAUGAACACCAAGGAGGUGCAGGAGAUCCUGGCCUCUGCCAAAAGGAAUGAUGUCUUUCUCAUGGAGGCUGUUUGGACCCGCUUUUUCCCAGUCUCAGUUGAGAUCAGACGGCUGCUGGCCCAGGGGGAGCUGGGUGACGUGAAGAUGGUCAGAUCAGAGUUCGGUGUGCCAUUGAUGCAUAUUCCAAGAGCAGUGCAGAAGGAGCUCGGUGGAGGAGCAUUACUUGACGUCGGGAUCUACUGCUUGCAGUUUAUAUCCAUGGUGUACAAUGGGGAGAAGCCAGAGAGCAUUCAAGCUAGUGGGGUAGUGCACCUGGAGAAGGGAGUGGAUGAGACUGUGGUCGCCAUUCUCAAGUACUCUGGAAACAGAAUGGCAGUGAUUACUUGCUCCGCAGGUGUACAACUUCCCAAUGAUGCCAUUAUUAUGGGAACAAAGGGCUUCGUUCGAGUCCCUGCUCCAAUGUGGUGCCCCACGUCAUUAGUGGUGAAUGGGAAGGAGACUGAGUACCCAGUGCCAGAACCCUAUUUACCUCUCAACUUCAUCAACAGUACAGGAAUGCGUUAUGAAGCAGAGGAGGUUCGACAGUGUUUGCUCAAAGGUCUGAAGGAGUGUGCAGUCAUGUCCCAUGCAGACUCUCUCCUGCUGGCUGAGCUGGAGGAUGAGAUCCGCAGGCAGGUGGGGGUGGUGUACAGCCAGGACUGCCAGUAAACGUUAAACACAAACCCAUAUUAUGAUUAAAGAGAAAUAGUUUGUAAUUACGGCUAAUUUCCUCUUAUUGCUCCAACAGUAACCUUUACUCCUCCAAUAAGGGUGUAAGGGUGAAGGCUGUAAGAGUGACGAGCAGUGUCAUCUUAUCCAAACCCAGAUACUGCAGAAGAUGUUAAAUAUUACCUUUAUUUCAUGAACUUCAAAUAUGAGGAGAAAAAAAACGUUACGUUACUGAAUACUGCUGGGUCUAGCAAUACACUAUAACACUGUGAAACCUUUUGAUCAUCCAUGAAAUAAAUUUUCAAUUACAGUUUUGCCAAAGA